GCAUGAAGCCUCCGUCUCACAGCUGCAUGCAUAGUCACUGUUGAAGCAAAUGCCUACCUAAUUUGACAGUCUUGGUGUGUUUAAAAAUUUUUGAGUUUGCAAAUAAGCCUGUUAAAUCUACUGAUGGAGCCUUCAGGCAGUGAACAGUUAUAUGAGGACCCUGAUCCUGGAGGCAGAUCCCAAGAUGCAGAGGCCAGAAAGCAGACAGAAUCAGAACAAAAGUUAUCUAAGAUGACCCACAAUGCUUUGGAGAACAUUAAUGUGAUUGGCCAAGGCUUGAAGCACCUCUUCCAGCACCAGCGCAGGAGGUCGUCGGUGUCUCCACACGAUGUUCAGCAGAUUCAGGCCGAUCCAGAACCUGAGGUGGAUCUGGACAGCCAGAACGCAAGUGCUGAGAUUGAUGGUGUCCCCACCCACCCUACAGCUCUGAACCGAGUUCUGCAGCAGAUCCGAGUACCACCCAAGAUGAAGAGAGGGACCAGCUUGCAUAGUAGGCGGGGCAAGCCAGAGGCCCCAAAGGGGAGUCCCCAGAUCAACAGGAAAUCUGGCCAGGAGAUGGCAGCUGUGGCCCAGGCAGGCCGGCCCCGGUCUUCCUCCACAACCGACGCUCCUACCAGCUCCACAGUGAUGGACAUAGCCUGCGCAGCGGCUGCCUGUGUGCCAGGGGAGGAGACACCCGCAGAACGGAUUGAGCGGUUGGAAGUAAGCAGCCUCGCCCAAGCUUCCAGUGCAGUGGCCUCCAGCGCCGAUGGCAGCAUCCACACUGAGCCUGCAGAUGGCAUCCCUGACCCUCAACGCACGAAGGCAGCCAUAGCCCACCUGCAGCAGAAGAUCCUGAAGCUCACAGAGCAGAUUAAGAUCGCGCAGACAGCCCGGGACGACAACGUUGCCGAGUACCUGAAGCUUGCCAAUAGUGCCGACAAGCAACAGGCUGCACGUAUCAAGCAGGUCUUUGAGAAGAAGAACCAGAAGUCUGCCCAGACCAUCCUCCAACUGCAGAAGAAGCUCGAGCACUACCACCGGAAGCUCCGAGAGGUGGAGCAAAAUGGGAUCCCCCGGCAGCCGAAGGAUGUCUUCAGGGACAUGCACCAGGGCCUGAAGGAUGUGGGAGCCAAGGUGACCGGCUUCAGUGAAGGCGUGGUGGACAGUGUCAAAGGCGGCUUCUCCAGCUUCUCGCAGGCCACCCACUCAGCAGCAGGAGCCGUGGUCUCCAAGCCCAGGGAGAUUGCCUCGCUGAUUCGGAAUAAAUUUGGCAGUGCGGACAAUAUCCCUAACCUGAAGGACUCUCUGGAGGAAGGCCAAGUGGAGGAUGGAGCAAAAGUUUUGGGGGUGAUUUCAAACUUUCAGUCCAGCCCAAAGUAUGGUAGUGAGGAAGACUGCUCUAGCGCUACAUCAGGCUCAGUGGGGGCCAACAGCACCACGGGGGGCAUAGCUGUGGGGGCAUCUAGCUCCAAGACCAACACCCUUGACAUGCAGAGCUCAGGGUUUGAUGCACUGCUCCACGAGAUCCAGGAGAUCCGAGACACCCAGGCCAGACUAGAGGAGUCUUUUGAGACCCUCAAGGAGCACUACCAGAGGGACUACUCCUUAAUAAUGCAGACCCUGCAGGAGGAACGCUACAGAUGUGAACGAUUAGAAGAACAACUAAACGACUUAACAGAACUCCACCAGAAUGAAAUCUUGAACUUAAAGCAGGAGUUGGCUAGCAUGGAAGAAAAAAUUGCCUAUCAGUCCUAUGAACGGGCCCGGGACAUCCAGGAGGCGCUAGAGGCGUGCCAGACCCGCAUCUCCAAGAUGGAGCUACAGCAGCAGCAGCAGCAGGUGGUGCAGCUGGAGGGGCUGGAGAACGCCACUGCGCGCAACCUGCUGGGCAAGCUCAUCAACAUCCUCCUGGCUGUCAUGGCCGUGCUCCUGGUCUUUGUGUCCACAGUGGCCAACUGUGUGGUCCCCCUCAUGAAGACGCGCAACAGGACGUUCAGCACUUUAUUCCUCGUGGUUUUUGUUGCCUUUCUCUGGAAGCACUGGGACGCCCUCUUCGGCUACAUGGAGCGGUUCUUCUCGCCCCCCAGAUGAUGCUGCCGCGCACGGUGCUCCUGCCCACGGUGCACAUGGAGAGCAAGACAGCGGCUGGCCUGCUCGGGAGCCCCUGCAGCAGCGGAAGAGUUGAGUGAAUCUGUUUACAUUUAGAAUAAUGUUUUUUUCUUCAAGAGACGCAAUUGCAAUAGUAUUUUUUAGAUUUUAUCCAAGAAGUUUUUUUGGGCAAAAAUCUUGGAUCAUUUUUAUGUAGCAUGAUUUCCUUGGGAUGCAAAUCUUAAACAGUCCUUUAACAUGAACCACAGUUGGGCACACUGAAGGGCAUUCAGAAUCGUGGCUUGAAGGACUGCACUCAGACCCCUGAAGAGACACGGAACCAGGCAGGACAGCAGUUACCACACUCUCCCUGCCUGGGCCCACUCCACGCCCAGGCUGACUACUGUGAAAUCCGACCACAUUCCAGGUCUGAAUGCUUGGAUCCAGGGUGAAGGACACAUACGUUCCCUGGCUUCUCACCCCACUUGGCCGCUGGUGCGAACCCUGGACACACGCGCGCUGGUGAACACGGGCCCUGAGCCUGCCAGGAGCCGUGAGAGCACCGUGCCCAGAGGGGCCCUGCACAGUCCUGCAGCGUUGUGAAGUGGCCCUCCAAAUCCUUCAUUUUCAGCAAAAUCCCUUGGCCACACUUUUAAGGUUUUUUUUAUAUGUGUAUAGUUACCAACUUAAAAAUAAAAACCCGAACCGCAUACUUGAAGAAUGUAAUACUCAAACUCUCAGUGCUUCCUUAUGGUUUCUAAUAGGAUUUUUAUUAUUGUUAUUAUUAUUAUUGGGUUUUUUUGGAAAGGGUUGGGAAGGUCUUUUAUUUUUCCUUUGAAAUAAAGAAGUGCUGUUUUUAAAUGAAGAUGUGUGGAUAUGUAAGUGUGCUGCCCCUCCUGUCCGGGACAGUUCAGGGAGUGCCAUGCUGUCCACACUGCCCUCUGCAGCCCCUUGCUCAAGAUGCAGCUUGCACUUCCUCCUGUGGCUGCUGCUGCUUUCUGGUGUCCCGCUGCCCCCACAGUCACUCCUGGGCGUGGCUUGUUUGGAGAGCAAGGGGUGUUCAGGGAGGGGCUCUUUCCGCAGACCAGCGUGUUAGGGCUGGAACUGUGCAGCCCAGGUAACUGUUCCUCCGGUGACCUUGGGCUAGGCGUGUCUUUAGGAGAAGUCGAGACUGUUCUGAGAGUCGUAUGUAAUUCCUCAUAUGCCCUUAAUUUAUUGUUUAGCACCCCGAAUUACCGAAACCAAAGUGACAUGGAGUCUUCUGUCUGCAUUCUGGCCCCAGCACCCUUAAUUAAUUGCAAAGCUUUAUUCUGUUUGCCUAAGAGAAUCAACUGAGGGGGAUUCUCCUGAAGAACAGAAAAGGAAACGGCAGGUUAGAAGGACCCAGAUUGUGAGUGUAAAGUGUUGCCAGCUUCCUUCUAAUCGAGACUUACUAACCUAGCUCUGCUCAGCAGACUUUUUAUAGGCAGUGUAGGAAAUGAGCUGAGCCUCCGUCCCCACCCUAUAGCCAGGUCCUUUGUCUUUGUGGAAUCUAAAUGUGUAGAGCUUAUCUAGAGAGCCUGACUAGUCCUUUCCUAUUUCCUUAGUCUGGAGUCACAAAUGCUGUUCCCUCACAGCCUCGUUGUGUGCAGCCAUGUAAGGCGCAGGGGUGCAAACCCUUGCCUGCAGAGAGCGCCAAGCCAAGCGCGCUUUGCCCGUUGCCCAUGCUGGGACAGCUCGGGGACGAGGCCGGCCCUGGCUUGCCUGUCAGAAAGGACAGCUGACAUGACAGCUGCAGCCUCCUCGUGCUGUGGCAGGCUGGCCUUCUCAGCCGGCAUGUUGUCCCCAUAACCACGUUGACGCUUAACUCAGGUACCCCAGUCCUCGCCCAUCACCUCACAGCACCCAGAGCAGGGACCACGGGUGUGAUUGCUCUUUUUCAAAAGGUGUUCAUGCCAAAACCAAAUUGUCCCCAAGCCUGGUGUUUAACAUGUUGAAUUUGCCUGAAGAUAUUGCAGUGACCUUAGCAGCAGUGUCAGGAGAAACCCUGACCCUGUCAAUCCAGCCGUUUCUGCUCUAGCUUAAUGCUCAGAGUAGAGAAGAACCCCACCAGGCUGUUGGAAAGAGGCUGUAGCUACAGUCCUGGUUUUCCCAGCACACAGCCUUUGAGGCUCCUGCUUCCCAGAGCUCCCUCGCAGGCACUAGACAGCAGUCACUGUGACAGCCUAAGGGCAAUCGCUCUUAAAGGAAGGUUUCACCUCUAGAAAGCCUCCCAGAGCGGCACCAGAUGGGCCAGGCUGAUUCCCCUUCCUGCUCAGACUGUCUUGGGAAGGAUGUCAGUGCAGGUCAGGCACAGAGUGGCUUUCUCACUGUCCUGUCCCCUGAUCAUUCACAAGGCCCAACUGUGGUCUGUGUUUUUAAUGCUCUCUAAACCCCUGUGUCUGUUCCUAUGCCUGCCCAUCCUUCCCACUGCGCAGCCUGGUUACCUUUGAGUUUCUCUGCAUCGUGGCUGUUCUUGGAUUCUCCUGUCUGUUCAGACCCCUUAUAACUUCACACUAUGGUCCCGUAUCCAUUCUGAGUAGAAACCUGUCACUUAAUGCUUCUCUUAAAAAAAGACAGUGUGCACCCUGAAAAUGAAGCAUUCCUUGACGCUGGCUGUGUAGUAACUGGGGGCCGCUCAGUGCACCUCACCAGCAAGGAAGGCUUCCUGCUCCACCGGUCCUCACCAUCUAAAUGGAGGUGAAACCUUCUACGUCUCGAGCAGGUCUUCUCUCCCCUGUCCUGCAGGGUGAGAUUUACUCCAGGAGGAGCAUGGGAAUCGAGCCUUCCUCGCUGGCCAUGCCCAGCAGGUCGUGACAGCCUGUGGUUCUGUGUCUGACGCCAUGCUCCACUAUGGUGCAGCCAGAAUGCUGGCCUCCACAUGGGUUCUCGCAGGGAGCUGCCCUUCAGCUUUGGGAAAUACACAUCCAGAACCAAAACCAACGUUAGGAUCAACAAACCGACUGGCAUAGACAAAAGCAUCAUUCCUACACCACCUGCACUGAAACCUGGGAUUUCGAGUGUGGCUCUGAGAGUUUUUUGUGGUUUUGUCUUUUUUUUUUUUUUGUACCAGGAAUCGAACUCAGGACCUUGUGUUUGCCAGGCAGGCGCUGUGUCGCUGAGCUGUAUCACCGGCCCUGAGAGUUUUAACAUUUCUGUGUGUUGUGUAUGCUAGGGGACCCCUCUGUAGGGCCUGACUACUAGACUGUGUGUUUUAUCCAAGUGUGUAAGAAUAAAAACUCACAUGCACGAAUUGGGAGUAAAGGCACUUGUGAACGCGUGAACGUUAACACUGUAGUUGAUAGACCUUAAGCUGCUAAUUGUUGAGAGAGAAUUAAAUUUAUGUUCUGUCUGGUUGCUGCCGGUUGUCAUUAGCGCUUUUACUGUACAUACAAAUGGAAAUAAAGACCUCAGCUAUUAACCUGG
Molecule: messenger RNA, 5514 nt
Organism: Chinchilla lanigera (long-tailed chinchilla)
Lineage: Eukaryota; Metazoa; Chordata; Mammalia; Rodentia; Chinchillidae
Gene: Tmcc1
Product: transmembrane and coiled-coil domain family 1
Exons: 4
Coding region: 124-2073 (649 amino acids)
Biological process (GO): membrane fission; endosome membrane tubulation; endosome fission
Cellular component (GO): endomembrane system
Source: RefSeq, a predicted model, not a curated record